Molecule: messenger RNA, 1561 nt
Organism: Vitis riparia (riverbank grape)
Lineage: Eukaryota; Viridiplantae; Streptophyta; Magnoliopsida; Vitales; Vitaceae
Product: APO protein 4, mitochondrial
Exons: 2
Coding region: 329-1318 (329 amino acids)
Molecular function (GO): RNA binding
Source: RefSeq, a predicted model, not a curated record
AGUAUAUGGGUCGGGUCACCAAUUUCCAACCUAAAAUAAAUUUGGAAGUCCACCCUCGAUGCACACACCGGAAAAGGAGCUCCUUCAUAGUCUGACCCGAAAUAUCGGAUUCGAUUCACGCCCUAGUUCAAUUCGUUUCAGUGAAUCCUGACGAGAAGCGAAGAGCCCAUCUACCUUUUUCCGCGGUGUCUCCAGGAAUUUUCUCUAUUCUCCAUUGCUCGUUAAUUGUUUGAUGUAAUGUCUCAAAGAGAACCCUCUUUACAUUUUCAGUUUUCGAUUCUAUAAUAGCACCAGGAGAGAGCUCAGAGUUGUGUUUGUUGCUGUUGUGAUGGCAUUGAGGGGGAAAUUGUGGCAUUGUUUUUUGGAUGAAGCUAGUGGCUUUGCCAUUUAUGCCAGAUUUUAUAGCGUGAAAGUGGACUUGAAAAAGCUCAGGCCAAUGAUUCUCAAGAGAAUUGAGAAUCGAGCUAAGGAGUAUCCCAUUAGCAGCAUGAUUCCGGUUGCGCAGGAUGUGCUCAAGGCACGGUCUCUGCUCAUCCAAGGCGUGUCUACCCUCAUGAAUGUUUUUCCUGUCAUGGCCUGCAAGUUCUGUCCAGAAGUAUAUAUUGGUGAGCAAGGUCACUUGAUUCAGACUUGCUAUGGUUACAAGCGCCGUUCCAAGAACCAGGUUCAUGAAUGGAUAAGUGGUAGCUUGAAUGAUAUACUAGUCCCAGUAGAAACAUUUCACCUACAGAAAAUGUUCCAAGAUGUAAUCAAGCACCACCAAAGAUUUGAUUUUGACCGUGUUCCUGCAGUAUUUGAACUAUGCCUACAAGCAGGGGCUGAUCUAGAUGAAGAAAAUUUGAGUUCCAGCAGUUGGAAAUCUGAAAGCACCUUUAGUGGUGUCCAUGGAACCAAGUCUUUGUCACCAGAUGAACUGAAGUUCAUAGCCACUGGAACUUUGAGGGCAUGGGAGGUGCUUAGAUCUGGCAUUCGGAGGCUGCUGCUGGUUUACCCUGCCAAGGUUUGUAAGUACUGUUCAGAAGUUCACGUGGGACCAUCUGGGCACAAAGCUAGGCUUUGCGGGGUAUUUAAGUAUGAAAGUUGGCGGGGUGCCCAUUUCUGGGAGAAGGCGGAUGUGGAUGAUUUGGUGCCUCCUAAGAUUGUGUGGCGACAGAGGCCUCAGGAUCCUCCUGUGCUUGUGAAUGAAGGGCGGGAUUUUUAUGGACAUGCACCUGCAGUGGUGGAUCUGUGUACAAAGGCUGGGGCAAUAGCACCAGCCAGGUAUCACUCUAUGAUGAAAGUUCAAGGUCUGCCAGGACCUACUGGAGUCAAGUCCUGAAGCUCUCAGUUGCUUCAUUUCCAGAAGUGAGGACUUCAGGGCCCUUCAUCUGGUGCAUCUUGGGGCUGGAAUUUUUACAGCCCUUCAAGUGGUGGAGGGUUCUUCCUAGUUCUUAUAUACAGCAAGAAAUUUGUAACAUAAUUUUUUGACAUUAGAUAUGCUCAUUUGGGAGUUUCAAUCACCGGGUGUAAUCUUUGUACUUGUUCAUCAUAAUAAGUUGCUCGAUCGCCUUUGCCUCUUUUA